Molecule: messenger RNA, 984 nt
Organism: Lodderomyces beijingensis
Lineage: Eukaryota; Fungi; Ascomycota; Pichiomycetes; Serinales; Debaryomycetaceae
Source: the annotation of a GenBank genome assembly
AUGCUCAGAACGUACUCGAGGGCUUGUAGCCCGUGGACAAGACACUUGUCGCGAAGCUCGAUUUUGUCCUUCCAGUCGAAGCCAUCGAUACUCAAGAAUUUGAAACAAGAGCAAGAAGCUACGGAAUCGCCAAUCGAGAUGGCCAAAGAUUCACACCUAGCGCCAGUUGAACACCAUUUCAAAGUCGCCCCGCGUCAGCCGACAACUAAAGCGCCAUUUUUGUCGGAGCAGGAAGAUGAUCCCAACGCACAUUUAUCAACAUUCAAACAAAAGAUUGGGCAAUGGGUCAUUUCAACAUUUGGAAUGGAUAUGGACAAGUCGAGAAGCGGGCCCGUUGCCGGCGGUAUAUAUUUUGCUGAGUGCAAGAGGCAAGCGCUUAUUUAUCCCGAUGAGCCCAUGAGCGAUACUGCCAAAUUCUACUACCAAACCUUGGGCUUACCGGUGUCGUUUUCACAGCAGGUGCUGAUUAUCAUUUUGCAUUACUGGAUUUUAUCGGUUCGGAUGAGAGCGUUGCCUUUUAAAUACUCAAAGCAGUACCAACAGAAACUUGUCGAUCGUAUCUUUAGCGAUCUAGAAGCGAGAAUGAGCACCGAGUUGGCAAUCAAGUCCAAUAGAAUCAUUGAAGGUUAUUUGAAAGAUUUCCACACCCAACUCUUGGGAUGUGUUUUGAGUUACGACGAAGGGUUGAUGACCGAUGAUGUCACGCUUGCUUCCGCCUUGUGGAGAAAUGUGUUUAGUGCCAGCGACGACGUGGAUGUGAGACACGUGGAGGCCUUGUUGGUUUAUGUCCGGUCGCAGUUGUAUGUGUUGAACAAGAUGUCGGAUCGAGCCUUUGGUUUCGGGAAAUUCAGGUUUGUGCCCCCUGAUCAAGUGGUUACACCAAUCUCCAAACACCAAGAAGAGUUGAUAAGGGAAAAAACCAAAGCUGAAUUCGCUCAAAUGACUCAACCAUCACAUCAAUCUGUUUUAUCAAUGGACGAGUGA